ACCGUACGGAGUGGUUGUAGGCUCGUAGCCGCGUAGCCGCGUAGUCGCGUAGCACGCCCGAAUAUUUAGCGGUUAGCUACGACGCUACGCUUUCAUUGAAUGUGUCUGAUAUUAAGGCAAUUUUUUAACAGUGUGAGGUUUUGUCAUUUUCUUCUUAGAUUUAGUAUUUUUUACGAAAAUAUACGUUCACUGUAAAGUUUUUCUCUAGUUGGAACUAAAGGCCUCAAGCUGUUUUUCCAAAGUACAAUGACGAAUGAUAAGAGGACUAAUUCAGAGCCUCGAGAGUCCACUGCAAAAGGUUGGACGCGACGACCUGAUGAUGUGAAGUUUGAGUUUGGGUUUGGAGUACCUCUGGGCGCAAUGUCGGCCCAUCCCGCUUUCCAUUCAGCUUGGGACCUCGGAUGUCCAGCCUCAGGGUUCCAUCAAAUGGCCAGGAUGAUGGACCGAAUGAUGGUGGAAAGCUUUCAACCAUUUGGGUUUGCGCGAAUGACAGCAAGUCAGAGCGGAGACAAGAAAGGUGAUUCGGAUAAACCCAGAGAUGGACUCAGAACAGAACGGAGUGAGACGAGGAGAGAACGAGCUAAGCACCAACCAGCCACGCACGCUGCUUUGGGGACACGACAUGUACCUACACAAAUUGUCAAACCAUCAAACGUGGUAAACAUAACCGAUAAACCACCUGACCAACAAAAAAAUCCAGAUCCAACCACAGAAAAAUGGGCAGGCACGUUGCGGCGUCGAGACCCAGCCACCGUACUACCUUCAAUAGGCAGGAAGGCUUCCUCCUUAGGUAGUGGAAGAAUACUUAGCAGAUCUGUUGACAGAAUACCCAAAGGGAGAGCUCGUCCACUUAUACCUAUAAAACCAAGGUUUAGAAAAAUAGAUGUUCCAAACGAAGGGCCCGAUGUCACCAUUUUUGAGAAGGAUGAGAAGGUCUUCGAUGCGACAGGAUACGAACUCCAUCUAGUGGAGACUUUGGAAAGAGACAUUUUGCAAAAGAACCCUGCUGUUCGCUGGAAGGAUGUCAUAGGACUCGAUGACGCAAAGUCCGUAUUGCAAGAGGCGGUGGUCUUACCGCUGGUAAUGCCUGAUUACUUUAAGGGUAUCCGCCGACCUUGGAAGGGUGUCCUUCUGACUGGUCCACCGGGAACUGGCAAGACCUUGCUAGCCAGAGCCGUAGCCACUGAGUGCCGAACUACUUUCUUCAACGUGUCAUCUGCCACCUUGACUUCGAAGUACAGAGGAGACUCUGAGAAACUUGUUCGCCUUUUGUUUGAUAUGGCAGCAUUCUACGCCCCAAGUACGAUAUUCCUAGACGAGGUGGAUUCUCUUUGUGCGGUUCGUGGCGCUGACUCUGAACACGAAGCCUCAAGGAGGUUCAAGGCUGAACUGCUCAUACAGAUGGACGGACUGGCUGCUGCUUUCCAUCGAGAUAAAAUCAUAAUGGUGUUGGCAGCGACUAAUCACCCGUGGGACAUCGAUGAAGCUUUCAGAAGACGAUUCGAGAAGAGAAUAUAUGUUGGUCUACCUGAUGAGGCAACGAGAGUCCGGCUGCUGAAGCUUUGUCUACGAGAUGUUGCGCUAAACGAGAGUGUGAAGCUAAAAGAGAUAGCCAGCCAGCUUGAAGGAUACAGCGGUUCCGAUAUUAGUAAUCUUUGCAGGGAUGCGGCAAUGAUGACGAUGCGGCGUAAGAUAGCUGGCAAGAGUCCUGAGGAAAUACGACAGCUCAAGCGAUCUGAACUUGACGCUCCUGUAUCAAGCGAAGACUUGAACAUUGCCAUUGAAAAAACCAGGCGAACAGUAUCAGAUGCUGACGUGAGCCGGUACAACACGUGGAUGGCCAAGCACGGGUGUUCCUAGCGCCGCGCCUGGGCUCUCAGAGCCCUCUUACAGAAACUGCGUAACGACUAACCAUCGAACUAGUGGCAUAUGCUGUAUCUGCUAGGCUGACGUCUUAAAAAGAACUGUCUUUACUACUCGCAGACGUUUACCCCUAAACUGCUUAAUACGCAGUAUCAGUACAUUUUAAACGGUUUUAUUUAGCUUGACCCAUUUGUUUGUUUGGGUCUUUAGUAAUUGGAAAUUUACUCCCUCGCAGACGACAGAUCGAUUUGAUAUUUGGUACACACUCUUAAUCUUGAUGACCAUACAACAUUAUAUUUUUUUUUCCACAACUACCCCCAAAGUCAAAGUCAAAAUCAAAUCAUUUGUUCCAAUUAAAUCAUAUACUUAGGUACUUUUGAAACGUCAACGUAGAAAGAAAUAAACCGUAGUCUGUCAGUCUGUCUGUUAGUGAAGCUAGGUCCCAUUAGCCCCAUUAUGGAUAUCGAUUGAUAGAACAGAGUUCAUUAAAACCUUUUAACUUUUAAACUGAUUUCCCAUUCACAUUGUCAGCUGUAAAGGUUUUACUAUUUAUAUUUACUUUACUAACUCGUAUUCCUAAGGUUUUUAGAGUUUUAUUUUUAAUUAUUCAUACACUUCAAUAUUUUUUAUAUUAAUGAAAAAAUAUAGUAACGUGUAGCGCAUUCUCUAGAAAUCUUGGUAACCUCUCAACUAAGCGAAAUUAUUUAGUGCUAAGAGCUAGUAUACCAUCAUUUUAAAUGAUUUUGAAAUUUAAUAGUAUAUUUUUAAAGUUUGAUUUGCUUUAACGGGUACAAUUUUAGUCUGCGUUAAAAAAAAAGCGUAAAAGUCUCUUGAAAUUUAGACGUCAGCCUAGCUUAGACCGGUCAUCGUUCUAUAGAUGCGAUAUUUGGACUGAAUCCAGUGAUUAUAAAAUUAUGAAGUGUAAAUUGUAUACUGUUUUGAUAGUGAUCAAAACUCACAUCGGAACUGCAAAGCUUUUGUGGUCAGCGUGGCCAUUGAAUAUUAAUUACCUGCGUUUUUAUAGGUAAUAAGGGGUUGAUCAACCUUUACUGUCGAAUAUUUGUCAUCCAUUUGUUAUAUACUCCGCCAGCAUUAAGUUGCGUUGAACAGCACUUUGGUACUUUUCCACCAGCGACGUGCUAUGCUACGAUUCUGUGGAUGCGUUUGGCUUCCACCAAUCAUAUUGAUAUUGACACAUAGCUUAAAACUAUUGGAAACGAACUCAGCUAUGUGUUUUAUAUGGUUUCUCUACUAUCGAUACAUCGUUUACUCGAACUGUCCUCGCACAGUUAUAUAGCUUAGUAUCAGUGGAAACGGUUACAUAGUUUCACGAUUUAAUUACUACAUCUUCGUAGCAUAGCUACAUAGCACAUCUCUGGUGGAAAUCUAUCCUUAAUGUGGCAUUCAUUGAGUACAUUUAUAACCCGUUAAUAGUGGAUGUCUCUGAUAUUUUGUGGGCAUCCAUAUUGGUUCAACAAAGAAAAGUUUACAUAAUUAAUAAUACAAAGAAUUUUUAUACCAAUUGUCUACUUAAGAUGCACUGAAUGAAUAUAAUUAUAAUAUUACAAAUUGCGGGAUUUAUAUUAUUGAUUGAUUGUAGUGGAUUUAAGAUUUAGUUUCUUUGUUUUGUUUAAACUUGACAAUUAUGAUAUUAUCUGAUGCUAUGUUAAUCUCUGUAGCUUGAUUUUCAAUUAUAUUUACACAAAUAAACUCAGAAUUAGAGAUUUAGUUUUAAUUUAUUAUUAAAACUUUGUCGUAGUGAUGUUCUUUGUCGAUUACGUUUUCGAUAUCGAUAUUCGAUACUUAUAUUAUUUCGCUUACUAGAAUUUGACAGCUUUUGGCUAAGCAAUCAUUAUAUUUUUCACUUAUUAUAAUUAUUUUAUUUCCUGGCUUAUUGCUUUUAGUGGCAAAAUAUUUAAAGGAAUUGACAUGUGGGUGUUUUUUUUUGUAAUAAAAGAAAAAUAAUGGUCAAAAUCUGUUUAUUGAGGAAUGGCGUAAAAUAGUGUAGUUGAUAAUUUGUCUGUCUGUCUGCGUAAAUAUUUCAGUGUAAAAUGUAGCUGUACCGUGCCGUUGGAUAACGUGUAGAUAUGAAUUUUAAUAAAGUUCUUAUACGAAGUUUGA
This is a messenger RNA of Spodoptera frugiperda (fall armyworm), 3984 nucleotides long. RefSeq names its product katanin p60 ATPase-containing subunit A1. Gene Ontology annotation, cellular component: microtubule cytoskeleton. Bases 247 to 1860 code for a protein of 537 amino acids. The record is from RefSeq and is a predicted model, not a curated record. The transcript has 9 exons. Lineage: Eukaryota; Metazoa; Arthropoda; Insecta; Lepidoptera; Noctuidae. Gene Ontology annotation, biological process: microtubule severing. Gene Ontology annotation, molecular function: microtubule binding; ATP hydrolysis activity; microtubule severing ATPase activity.